Molecule: messenger RNA, 1279 nt
Organism: Morus notabilis
Lineage: Eukaryota; Viridiplantae; Streptophyta; Magnoliopsida; Rosales; Moraceae
Product: DNA-directed RNA polymerase I subunit rpa43
Exons: 7
Coding region: 76-780 (234 amino acids)
Biological process (GO): DNA-templated transcription initiation
Cellular component (GO): RNA polymerase I complex
Molecular function (GO): nucleic acid binding
Source: RefSeq, a predicted model, not a curated record
GACAAUUUAGGGUUUUGCAGGGUUUAGGUGUUUUCUGUAGACAAGAAGAAAAGCUCCGAUCUUUGGUGGAGAAUAAUGGAAUGUCUGAAAGUUUCUGAGGCGAAAAUGGUGGUCUACGUACACCCGUCUAAGAGCACCAAGAUUUACGAUGCGGUUCUUCGCGAGCUCAGCUCCUUGCUUUUCAAGUUUGAUGAGAAUUUUGAUGGCGUCGUGUUAGCUUAUGAAUUCGACAUUCUUGAUAAGAGUGCGAAGAUUCUAAGCGGGAUUCACCCUUAUAUCGGCGUGAGAAUAAAAGCAAAGUUGUUGCUUUUUUCUCCGAAACCAGAUAUGCUUUUAGAGGGGAGGGUUGUAAAAGUUACUCAAGGAUCAAUUCAUGUCAUUGUUCUUGGCUUUGCAUCUGCUGUUAUAACAGAAGAGGAAAUUCGUGAUGAAUUUGUGUAUAAAAUUAAACAUGAAGAGGAAGUAUUUUCUAGCAAAUUUCACAAGCACCAUACGAUAAAGGUCGGAACUAUGAUACGCUUUUUAGUUAAGAGUUUGGAUGAGGAAAUACUGCAUAUUUCUGGUUCUCUAAUUCCAGCUCACACCGGAUGCAUUCGUUGGUUAGCAAAACAUUUGGACGAUGACACUAUAACUGGCAGGAGUAAAAAGAAAAGGAGAGAAAAUGAAGAGGAAUCCAUUCUACAAGAUCACGGUACUGUAAGUGGUGAGGCAUUAUCCUUUAACAGCGACCAUAGAAUAAAAAAGUCGAAGAAAGAAAAGAGACCAAAAGCGGAGUCUUGAAGGCCAUGUCAAGAUCCUUAUUGCAAUUUUGUUGUUCUCGGGUGGAAUCAUGAUCAUCUCUACUUUCCAGGGCCAUCAUAAGCAGGUAUGGGACUUCUAUCAGAAACAACCAAUAGUCGGUCUCUAUUCUUUCCUACAAAAAUUCUUUUUUAUUUAAAAAAAAAAAAAAUUACAUAAGAGGUUUUUCAGAAACCAUUUGAAUAAUGAAAAGCCUUUUAUUAUAAGUUUGAGAGAGACGAGGUGGGAGAAGAUGGGGUUUCAGGUUGGUGAAUGAUUCUCACUUCCGUCCAACUCCCAUGUGAGCUGUGGAGUAGUUUGUUUAGAAGAAUACAGAAAAAGGGUGUCACUUAUUUUUCCCGUAUAAUCCGGCAGUUUAACAUGCUUCAACCCUGUUAAUCAAAACUAUUCCAAAACAUGUAUCUUUUUGUUUUUAAUAGGCUGUUGUUAAUUCCUUUUACACUUUUGAGACCAUGUGUAGGCAAUAUUUGUUUUUCUUUUC